Delphinapterus leucas (beluga whale) is the source of this 1481-nucleotide messenger RNA. NCBI's taxonomy places the organism in Eukaryota, Metazoa, Chordata, Mammalia, Artiodactyla, Monodontidae. The record is from RefSeq and is a predicted model, not a curated record.
UCGGCUGCAGGCAGAGACGCGGGUGGCCAGCGAUGGCCGCGGAGGGGGCCGACUGGGGCCUGGCCCACGGAGGCCGAUGGAUGGCGGUGGCCGAAGAGCCAUGCCCCUUGUCGAGGGCAUGCUGUGGGUCUCGCGCCUGUCUGUCCCGCCGCCGCCGCGGCCGCCGUCACCACCCUGCGAGGUAGGAACGCCCAUCUGAAGUUAGACUGGCUACGUUUCAAGGGCUCAACAGCCACAACUGAUAGCAGCUACCGCAUCGGACCAUGCAGAGCUAGAUGGGGAGGCAGGAAAGAAAUCAAGUGGAUUCCACACCAAGUGGUGAAAAGUGUUAACCCUCAAGGCGCUGGAGGAGGAAGACCAGCCUGCACUAUGAAUCCAUGGCUCCUGGUCUGCCUGGUGGCCUGCUUCGUGGGUGCCUGGGCUCCCACUGUCCACGCUCAAGGUGCUUUUGAGGACUGCUGCCUGGCUUACCAUGGCCCAGCAAGACGGUCCAUGCUCCGGUACGCCCAGAGUUACCAUCGCCAGGACGUGAGCGGGAGCUGCAACCUGCCUGCGGUGAUAUUCUUCUUCCCCCAGAAAAACAAGAUGGUGUGUGGGAAGCCAAGGGCCAGGUGGGUGCAGAUUGGGAUGAAGAUCCUGGAUGCUCGGAAGAAGACCCAUUUAAAGCCCCACCACGGCACCCGGAGAAACUUCCAGGUCCCUCAUUCUGGGGUGAGGAAGUUGAGCUCUGGAAACUCCACACUACCAUUGUCGAAGUUUAGCGGUCCCACCAGAAGCAGCAACAGGAAAACCUCCCUCCUGAGAACAGCUAAUCCAGGUCAGGACUCUUGAGCAUGUGACCAUUCCUCCCCUCAUCACUGCUGAGGAAUGAGGGCUCCUGAUCAGCCCGGACUGGGUCAGGGGACUCACCUCCAGGACCACGGAGGGCUGGCUCUGUGGUCAGCCCCACAGAUUCGCAUGGGGGGGGUCCUAGGGGGCUGUUCAUUAUUACCCUGCUCCGGCCCAGGGGGCUUCGGCAAGUGCUGAAAUGAAACGCCAAGUGUGUGGACUGAAAACUUCAGGGCCCCUGACUCCACUCCAGCGCCCCCUCCCCCGCCGAUCCGCCCCGUCAUUCCUGCAGGACCAUGAGCCCGCACUUCUCUAGGAUCAGCCAGCAUGAGAUGGGCUGGACCUCUGUAUGCCACAGUUAUCACCCUGCAGCCUCAGCUGCCCCAGCCCCUCUGUGCUUCAGGGCAAAUCUCAGUCCCCGCACCUGAGGCUGCAUCAGUUCCCUCCCUGUCACCCCUGCUACCUCCGGCUCCUCAGAUAGCUGGAACAAGGGAGCUCUGUUAUUUCAAGCCCCGUGCCUACUCCAGGCACCAGAGUCACACCUGCCUGGGCAACGAUUCUUGGAAAGAACCAUCACUAUAGUUGCCUACCUGUAGGGACACACCUGCCUGUGUCCCUCUGGGUCUUUGCAAAGCUUCAGUUCUCUCCCAGGA